AUGGAAACUUAUUCCGUCCUCUUUCCGCCGGUUAAGCGCCAUACAAACCCAACUCCGACGACCACCCCCGACCCCACUACCAACAACGUCGCCGCCGACGUCUCCUCUGCCGAUUCCGGCGCCGCCGCCUUCACCAACCGCGUCAAGCCGCCGCAGCCGCCUCUGUUCGUCCCGCCGGGAAACGUCGUCUUCCGCCUGAUCUGCCACGCGUCGCGCGUGGGAGGGCUCAUCGGGAAGUCCGGCUGCAUCGUCAAGCAACUCCAGCAGCAGACUAAUUCCAGAAUCCGGGUCGAGGACCCGCCCGACGGGUCAGACCACCGGGUCAUCAGCGUCGUGGCCUCGCCGGCGGUUGCUAACAAGCUGUUGGUGUACAAGAAUCAGGGUGGGGCGGUUAUUGGGAAAGGAGGGAUGGUGGUGGAGAAGAUCAAGAAAGAAACCGGGUGCAGAAUUAUGGUUAUUAAUUCGGAGUGUUCUUUGCCUGGUUCGUUUGCCAACGACGAAAUUGUGGAGAUUGAAGGCAAUAUCCUGUCGGUCAAGAAAGCACUUGUUCUUGUCACUGGCCGCCUUCAAGAGUUCCCACCACUUGGGAAAAAUAGAACAUUUUGGACUAAACCUCUCGAGACUGAGUCCUUGCCUGUUACAAGUGGAGAGAGACCAAUUAUACAACCAAUGCCUUCAACCUCAACAUAUCACGACACAUUACACGGCCCCGCCACAUGGGACUCUGAUAAGGCCUCGAAAAUCGACACUAAAGCACCAGAACAAGAGGUUGUUUUUAAGAUGCUGUGCCCUAGUGAUAGAGUUGGUGGAAUUAUUGGCAAGGGCGGGUCUAUUAUUGAGGCUAUCAAAGAUAAAACUGGUGCUUCUAUAUUUAUUGGGCCUCAUAUGCCAGAUUGUGAUGAACGAUUGAUAACCAUUGCAGCGAAGGAGAGUAUGGAAUCACAAUGCUCGCCUGCUCAAAAUGCAGCUCUUAUUGUGUUUAAAAGGUCUAUAGAGGCUGGUCUAGAGAAGGGAUUGGAUUCGGAUUUUAAAGGGUCAUUCGUAUUGGCUCGACUUUUAGUACCAUCAUUCUAUGUCGGUAGUUUGUUGGGAAAAGGAGGCGCAAGAAUAGCAGAAAUGAGAAAGGCAACUGGUACUGGCCUGAGGUUCCUUUUGGGCAACCAAGUCCCCAAAUGUGCUCCGGAAAAUGUUGAAAUCUUACAGAUUACAGGAGAGCUUGCAAAUGUACAGAAUGCUCUAUUUGCAGUGACCAGUAGGUUGCGGGAUAAUCUGUUCUCCGUGUCGAUCCCAAGUGGACGUGGGAGUUAUAACACUUUGAGGACCGAAGAUAGUGUCUUUAGCAGAGUAAAAGAUCCCCGUACUUUUGGAUCACAUUUAUUUCUCGAUAAUAUUUCAGACAAUCCAAACCAGGACAAGUCAUUGACCAAUAGUAUGGAAAGUCUUCAAAUUUCAAAUAAUAUAGACCGACCAACAUCGACAGGCUCGAUAAUGCCACAGACAGUUGAUGGAGUAAACCAGGGAAAUAUUAUGGACAAUGAUGAAAGUUUACCUUCGGAUAAAGGUGGUAUGGAAAUUAACAGUGAAAGCAGAUCUGCCGUUGUGACAAAUACAACUAUAGAGAUUGUUGUCCCUGAUGCUGUGAUUGGAUCCAUUUACGGCGAGAAUGGUAGCAAUUUGGAUCGUUUAAGACAGAUAUCUGGAGCUAAGGUAGUAGUACAUGAACCUCGUCCUGGAACAAAUCUUAGUACUGUUGUCAUAUCCGGAACACCAGACGAGACACAAGUUGCUCAGAGCCUGAUGCAAGCAUUUCUACUAUCUGGUUCAUAG
This is a messenger RNA of Striga hermonthica, 1827 nucleotides long. NCBI's taxonomy places the organism in Eukaryota, Viridiplantae, Streptophyta, Magnoliopsida, Lamiales, Orobanchaceae. The record is from the annotation of a GenBank genome assembly.